This is a messenger RNA of Bursaphelenchus xylophilus (pine wood nematode), 210 nucleotides long. The record is from the annotation of a GenBank genome assembly. Lineage: Eukaryota; Metazoa; Nematoda; Chromadorea; Rhabditida; Aphelenchoididae.
AUGAGUCAGGCCGUCUGGGCCGAGAGCGACCAAAACGAGAAAAGCGGACCGCACCGUGCGAUCGUGUUUGCUCAUUGUCUGGCAUCGCUCACCGUGCGGCCAGACUGGCGAACGUUGAAAACAUGGCUUACGCACGGUGCGGUCAACAAGAUGGAGGAGCGAGAGGGAUUGGGUUUCGUCGCGGCGUGCGGAAAUCCGACGGAUCUCUGA